AUGGAACAUUUGAGCAAACUUGAUUUCACCCCUUUGAAUGUAUCUGGUGAGAACUACGUGAGUUGGACAAUGGAUGUUAAGAUCCAUCUCACUAGUAAGAAACUGAGAAUGGCUAUUGUCAAAGAAAAUCUGCUUAAUGAAGCCCAGAAGGCUGAAGCUAUGAUUUUGAUUAGGAGGCAUUUAGAUGAGGUCCUCCGUUUGGACUACUCAUCGAUUGAGGAUCCCCAAAUACUAUGGGAUGCCCUGGCCAGUCGAUUUGAUCACCAAAAGACAAUCCUCUUGCCUGAAGCAAGAAACAAAUGGAUUCACUUACGGUUUAUGGACUUCAAAACCGUUAACAAGUAUAACUCUGAAGUAUGUCGCAUCAAAUCCACCCUGGAGUUUUGUGGAGAGAAACUAACUGAUGCUGAGAUUCUGGAGAAGACGUACUCUACAUUCCCUGCCUCACAUAUGAUAUUGUCUCAACAGUAUAGAGCCAAGAACUAUACUCAGUUUUCAGAGUUGGUCACAAUUCUGCUCCUCGCCGAGAAGAACCUUGAUCUUCUUUUGAAGAACAACCAGGCUCGACCAAUUGGUACUCGACCUUUGCCAGAAGCAAAUUUGGUCAAUCGAAAUCCUCAACCUUUGCCAGAAGCAAAUUUGGUCAACAUAAACAAUCGUGGAGGAGGCAGAGGCCGUGGGUUCAAUCGUCGAGUGAGAGGACGGGGUAAUAGGGGUGGACAUGCUCCUUAUAAUAGGCCACCUAAUGGUCCCCCACAGUAUGGGCAAAGGGGAAAUAUGCCAAGAGGAGGUAACAAUGCUCGACCUAGAGGUGCGCAGCAGAAUAGAGCCCCGAAUCAGAAUCAAAAUCAGAAUAGAGAUACAUGUCAUAGGUGUGGUGGAACUGGGCAUUGGUCACGCACCUGUCGUGCGAUGAACGUUAUGGUUGGUGGUGUAAAUAACAAUGUACCACCGGAGACCAACCUGGUUGAGAUAAACGUUCUCAAUGAGGAGCCCAUUGCUCGACUCCCAAAUCUGGGCACAUCUGACCCAAACCCAGUUUGGAAUAUGAUUAGAGUGUUAUUUUAUGAGUUUAGACGUUAUGUUAUUUUAUGUUUCUAG
Messenger RNA from Erythranthe guttata (spotted monkey flower), 1101 nucleotides. The record is from RefSeq and is a predicted model, not a curated record. NCBI's taxonomy places the organism in Eukaryota, Viridiplantae, Streptophyta, Magnoliopsida, Lamiales, Phrymaceae.